Molecule: messenger RNA, 177 nt
Organism: Trichomonas vaginalis G3
Lineage: Eukaryota; Parabasalia; Trichomonadida; Trichomonadidae
Exons: 1
Coding region: 1-177 (58 amino acids)
Source: RefSeq, a predicted model, not a curated record
AUGAGGAAACCUGAAAACUUAUAUCAGUAUAUCAUUGCUAUUGAAGCAUUUAGAUCUGUUGGAGCAAUAGAUAGAGAAUAUAUGAUGAUGGAAAUGUUCCUAGAUGUUGUCAGGUCCAAAGAAACUUGUAUCAAUUUGACAAAUGACCCAGAGCCUGAAGAAGACACAGAUAACUAA